CGUUGGCUAAUUAACUUAUCCAAUUAUGAAUGACGUUAAAUUAACAAGAAAAAAAAAAUCUGCGUAGAAUCUAUAAGACAGAUUUUACCUGUAAAAUGGAGCAAAUUUCUUUUAGGUUUAUAAAUGUGCCACAAAUAAAGGGGAAAUUGUAGAAAAUUUUAAAUAUUAGAAAUAGUUUUUAUGAUGAUUCCUUUGGCAUUGAAGAAGGCUUAAUUUAAUAAAGCAUGCAAAUUUUAAAUUUAUAAUUUGCAUAUAACGUCUGGUAAUCCAUAAGCACCCUAAGAAUGAAUGUUUUUGAAGCCAAGUUGGAAUAUCAGACUUACUGUUCACACCGCUUCAUGAGAAAAGACGCCUCUCGUUUCAUAUGGAAAUUCUUACCUCUGACCUGACGACUUGUCCACUGUGGAGCAGCUGAUCAGGGAAACCUCUCCAACUCUGGGCGCAAAUUUUGUUUCAGCGGUGUCUCAUUUUCGCUGGUGUUUUCAAACUCUCGCUGAGGGGCUGGAUGUAGAAGUGAUGCUUGGGGUAAAUGAUCUCUAUUGGAGGUUUUCGCGCCUUGCAGUUUACACAUUACUGUGGUGGAAUCUCUAUAAAACACUUUAGACUGUCUCGAGGGCGUCGCCACUUUCUGGGCAUCAGACUGAAGUAAAGUUGUUUUUUUUUUAACACACUGAUAUGCAAUUGUAGAAAGCCUGUAAUAGAAAUUCCACAAAACAUUCAUAUAUUACAAGUUUAUACUUACAAUUGAGUGUGUUUUCCGUGGUAAUUUAAGAUUCUUUUUAGUGCUAUUGUUUCUGUUAAGUCAAAAGUAAAUAUCUCCUUUUUUUUCUUUGAGCAUGUGAGUGUGACGGGCUCGUUGCAGCAGUUGUUCACACUGGUCAGAAAUCCGUCAUGGCUGCAAGUGUGAAUUCUUUGCUGCUUGCUCCAAAGAAAACAAAGAACAAAAAACCAAAAACAAAAACAAAAACAAGAAUUGAGCAGCAGUGAAUUGGGAUUUUACUUCUUUCAUUCCUAAACAUCUUUCAACACCCACGCUUUCCUUUAUCCCUGGCACAGCCACUGCAAUAAACUAACAAGGCUAUCCAAUUUCCCGUCUUGAAAUAAGAGCUUUUUAAUGUAUUUUUAGAGAGGCAGAAAGAAGUUAGCGCACAGUGAUGAAUUAGAUUUCAAUUUAUUUGACUUCAUUCCCAGCUUGCUGCAUUAGAGCCUGCAAACAGCCAUCUCUGGCGGUCCGUCCGCUUGAUUCUUAUUAGGUUUCAGAAAACAAGGCGCGGGAAUUGCAUUAGUGUAUCUUAAGUUAAAAGCUCCUUGCUCUUUGACCAAGUGUUUCAUUGUUAUUGGGUUAAUCAGAUUUUUGCUGUCUUCAUGGAGAUGCUAUCGCAGGUUAGAGGCAGUGGGCUUUGUUGUCCAAAUCAUUAGAGAGAUUCCUGAGUCCAAUGGCCACGCUGGAGACCUCUCAUUUCUGGCUGCUGAAUAGAAUGGCCGCUGAUGAACGGCAUCUACCGUCCAGCUGUGGGUCCUACAUCAAAACAGAGCCAUCCAGCCCCUCCUCGGUCAUCGACACGGUCAGCCACCACAGUCCCAGCGGAAAUUCGGACGCCAGCGGCGGCUAUGUCAGUACCAUGAACAGCCACUCUAACGGCCUGGACUCUCCACCCAUGUUCACCCCCGGUGGGCUCGGCGCCGGCUCCUGCCGCAAGCGCUACGACGAUUGCUCCAGCACCAUCAUGGAGGACUCGUCCAUAAAGUGCGAAUACAUGUUAAACUCCCUCCCCAAGAGGCUGUGCCUGGUCUGUGGAGAUAUAGCCUCGGGGUAUCACUAUGGGGUAGCUUCUUGUGAGGCCUGCAAAGCCUUUUUUAAAAGGACAAUACAAGGUAACAUAGAAUACAGCUGUCCUGCCACAAACGAAUGUGAGAUCACAAAACGGCGACGCAAAUCAUGUCAGGCUUGUCGCUUCAUGAAAUGCCUCAAAGUGGGGAUGCUCAAAGAAGGUAAGAAGAGGGUUCGUUUGGACCGAGUGCGAGGGGGCAGACAGAAGUACAAGCGGAGGCUGGACACAGAAAACAACCCAUACCUGGGUUUGACGCUCCCCCCUCCUACUAAAAAGCCUCUCACAAAGAUAGUGUCUCACCUGUUGGUGGCCGAGCCAGAAAAGAUCUACGCCAUGCCUGACCCGACCAUGCCAGAGAGUGACAUCAAGGCUCUCACCACGCUGUGUGACCUGGCUGACCGCGAGCUCGUGGUCAUCAUUGGCUGGGCCAAACACAUCCCAGGCUUCUCCACCCUCUCUCUGGGAGACCAGAUGAGCUUACUGCAGAGCGCCUGGAUGGAAAUCCUCAUCCUCAGCAUCGUGUUCCGCUCGUUGCCGUACGAGGACGAGCUGGUGUACGCCGAGGACUACAUCAUGGACGAGGAGCACUCGCGGCUGACGGGCCUGCUCGACCUCUAUGUCUCCAUCCUGCAGCUGGUGCGGAAGUACAAGAAGCUCAAGGUGGAGAAGGAGGAGUUCGUGACCCUCAAAGCCAUUGCUCUCGCCAACUCAGACUCCAUGCAUAUAGAAGACAUGGAGGCAGUCCAGAAACUGCAGGACGCUCUCCACGAGGCCCUUCAGGACUUCGAGAGCAGCCAGCAUCAGGAGGACCCGCGACGGGCUGGCAAGCUGCUCAUGACGCUGCCCCUGCUGAGGCAGACUGCAACUAAGGCUGUGCAGCACUUUUACAGCAUUAAGGUGCAGGGCAAGGUGCCCAUGCACAAACUCUUCCUGGAGAUGCUGGAGGCCAAGGUCUGAUUGGAGGCUGAGGGCUGCAACAUUAAGACAGAGAGUGACUUGAAUCAUGGCUGAGGGAUCUCAGGAGACAGAAUCGGCCAUGUAGUUUGCAAAGCAGAGACUGACAACUCCUCCUCUUUGCGGAACCUUGGGACUUUAAAUUCAAAACAGAAAAAAAAACAAGUGGAAAACUUGGGUUAUUAGUAUAAAUAUAAAAUGAUGCAGAUUAAUUUAAAAUAUAUAAUAAAUACUAUGUACAGUAAUAAUUUUCUUUUUGUAAUUGUCAGUGGUUAUGCUCUAUAUGAAGGAUCUUCCUGCCCCUUUGCAUCUUCAGAACAAGUAGAAUGUUCCUAAAAAAAAAAAAAAAAAAAUGUUGUUCUGAAGAAAGCAAAGGCGUCAACAACCAUAAGCAGACUCGUGUGUUGUUUUUUUUUUUUUUUUUUUCGUCUGGACUUAACCAGGACAUGUAAAUAAUUACUACUUGGAAAGCUGAGUGUACAGUUCGAAAUCUGACAAACUUGGUAACCAUGUUUUCUUCUUCUCUUCCUGCAAAAGAAAAAAAAUGUAAAAAAAAAAAAAUAAGAGAGAGAAAUAAGGAAAAUUGUUACCUAAAUGUGAACUCUUAUCAAUUAAAUGUCCUUGGAUUAAUAUACCUCUCCUGAGCAGUAAGCAGUGUGAUCUUAGUGGAUCCUUCUCAGACUGAAAGACUCGCUGAAUCCAUGUUUAACCAACCUAGCAUAGGCAGGUAAAAUAGUCUUAUGUAGUAAUUCAGCAAUAAGAGGAACUGUGGGAAAGCCAGGCUUAAUUUCCAGUGUUUCAUGUGCUUUUUUUUGCUGCUGUUGCCUAAAGAACAUGCCUGUUCAUAGUCACUUUCACCUGUGCGAGUCACCACUUGUUCCCCUGUUGUACACUCAUAUUUCUCUAAUGAAGAAGUUUGUGUUGGUGCUUCUCAAGCACUAAACCCCCAGAUUCAGCUGUCGCUUAAGCCUGUGGAAAUUGCUUCUUGACAUGCAAAUAGAUGACCGGAUUCAGUCUAGGUGAAAGAUAAUCAGCGGUUUCGGUGUGGAAGUUUCAAAGGAUUUUAGAAGUCUAUGAGAUUCCUUGUUCAAACAAUCAGAGGCCUAUAUGUCAACCACGCUAUUUUGGGCUCUUUGAGCCAGAGGGAGCAAGGUGUCCAGCAUCUGCUCUCACCAUUUUAGACACCUUCUAUCUUUUAAUAGCGGCGCCUGCAUUUAUGGGGCUUCAGCUGAAUGGAGGUAAAUAGCAGGUGCAAAGCAGGAGCUGCGACGCUUCACACCGGGUUUAUUUUUACCCAGCGGGGGGCCAAUGUGGGGGUGUGUGGGGGGGGGCGGUUGUCCGUACAGCCUCUGGACCAGGAGUACAAUGAACACGUGGACCACUCUUUGACCUCAUGUUGACACGGUGGCCGAUGCAGAAUAACACCCUUCCCAUCGGCAUCCGUGAGAAUCUCGAGCGCCCGAUCAUGCACAUGUGAACAGCUAUGCAAGAAACAAAGUGUGCAUGCCUCAAAGGGCAGCGGUGUGUCUGUGCAAGGUGUGAUCUCUGGUGGGGGGAAAAUUGUCCUGCUUCUCCCCGUGUUUAGGUCCAUUACGCUAAGUGUAAGUAAUGCUUCAGUGCCAUCCGCCGCCCUCCACGUGCAGGGGAAUGUGCUGGUAGGGAAUGCUUAUACUGCUGUAGUGAUAAAUUGUGGCUAUGUCACAACAAUAUGAUACUGUGAUCAAAGGAAUCCCUGACAUUGCAUAGGUUAGAGUUGCGGCUACGCUUGUGAUAUCAAAGGCUAGCGGCGAUCGAGCGGUCAGCAGCUGCCUGAAUGGCCACUUAAUGGAGAAUAACUACUCCCCAGAACAUCCUACACCUCCCUACUUGAACUACCCAGUGAACAAACGCUGCUGUAGAAGGUGAAAUUUAAGUUGUUUUACUGUUGUGCAAUACAGCAGGGACCAAUUCUGACUGAAAUCAUGCUAAAGGCAUGUGUUUAGAGAGCAUAUUCAAAAUCUUUUAGAUAGGAAACAGUGUAAUUAGAUUUUAUUUGCACCUAUUUCAGUUAAAAUUGCAAUAAAAAGAAAGGGAUGGCAAAGAAAAAAAAUCAAAUAGAGGAAUGAAUAAUUGCAACAGUUUUUCUCCUACAAAAUGACACUGUGUUACGUAUAAGACUUAUGUUAUAGGCAUGGGCCAGUGUGAGUUUCAACUUGAUUAGAAAUAUCACCGCUACAAGGUAUCACGGUUGUAACAAAGCGAUUUAAAACUCAAACACACCAUAAGAUCUAAAUGCUUUUUAUGCGAUUCCCAACUGUAAUUUUAAAAUAGAGUUCUCAUAAUAAGAGCUAGUUAAACUUCCACAACAUCCCCUUAUGGAGACUUUUAACUGCAGAAACAAAAAUAUGGGAACUUGCAGCCACAUUGGGAAGAGAAUGCUUACCGUGAUAAAUUGUGACUAUCAUAAUGUUUUGAUACUGUGAUCAAAGGAAUUUCAGACAUUGCACACGUUGUAGUGGCCACACAAGCCCAUAUGUUGUUCAUCCAACUCUCCCCUACUUGCUCUUGCCACUGUGCAACUAAAUAACUAAAUAAUGUAGUUAUUUUAAUGUUGUGCAAUACAGCGAGGACCAGUUUUGACUGAAAACACUCGAAGUGCUUUUAGAGUGAGCAACAUUUUAAAUAAUUUUUCUUAUAUUUGAAAUCAUUUAGGUCAAAACAAUGCAAACUUUAAUUUGCACUUACGUCAAUAAAAAAUUUUUAAUUAGCAAUUUCUUUGUAAACAAAAUUUUAUAGAUGUUCAAAAUUCUUGGGAGUAAUUUUGAACUUUUGAUCAUUUUUCUCUGCAUUGUGACACUGCAGUAAGUGAAAGACAGAACUGGCUUUAAAGUUUUUUAAAACACAAAUGUACAGCAUGAUCACUUGAUUUGAAACAGCUUGCCAUAUAUUAUUAAGAGUGACGGCUGGUCCAUGCUUUCCAGAAAUAAUAUGAAACUUUCAACUCAGUCGUUUUUGUAAGUGUAAGAAAAACCUAAAAGGUUUCUUUAGGCCAGAUCAUAGGUGGUGUUCAGCAAUAGGUGGGGGAAGGGCAGCAGUGCAUUGCUCUAUGCACCACAUAACCAGAGAAAACUCCGUUCAGUCAGACAAUUUUCUCUGGCAACUAAUUAAAAUAACUUUAAACCAUAGGAAUGGUAUGGAUUCUGAGUUUUUAAAAAAGUCUGGAUUAGAGUAACCGGCCCAUGCCUACAUACAAGUUGUUUCUGUAAGUGUAUUGUAAAUAUAUUAGCAUCAAUAACAGUAGGUUGCCGAAAUACCACUGGAGAACUAAGUAUGCAGCGCCCCGCUGGCUACUACCUCAUCAACAUAUUAUCAACGUUCCUCUGGUUCAACUUUCUGCUCUCAUCUGUGACAUACCUGAGCCAUUAUUGUUUUUAUCAACCACCACCAAAAAAAAAAAAUAAAUAAAUAAAUAAAUAAAUAAAUAAAAUCUUUCAGUGCUCCUGCCAAAACAUUUGUAAUUGUAGUCAUGUUUCUUCUUAUCCCACUCAUUCUUCACAGGCGUUUGUAAAGGUAAAGCAUGCUUCAUGUCGACCGUACAACUUUACCGUUAGGGUGGAGCAAAGUGGGUGUGUGUUUAUAAGAGCAUUGUUGUGUCAGAAUUGGUCCCUUGAGAGAAACUGCAAACAGGGAGCAGGUAACUGAUUUCCUGCGUCUGUGUUGAGUAUUUAUGGUGUGAAAUAUAUCAUUUGGCAAUGGUGUACAUUGAUAUCUCUGAUUGUUGAAUCACCAAUAUCUGUGUAACUUCUGUUUUGAUUUUCAAAAAGGUAAAGGAUCAAUGAAUUAAAUACUCAAUGAACUCUA
Molecule: messenger RNA, 6626 nt
Organism: Poecilia latipinna (sailfin molly)
Lineage: Eukaryota; Metazoa; Chordata; Actinopteri; Cyprinodontiformes; Poeciliidae
Gene: esrrb
Product: estrogen-related receptor beta
Exons: 8
Coding region: 1437-2789 (450 amino acids)
Biological process (GO): regulation of DNA-templated transcription
Cellular component (GO): nucleus
Molecular function (GO): sequence-specific DNA binding; steroid binding; zinc ion binding
Source: RefSeq, a predicted model, not a curated record